This is a messenger RNA of Schistocerca nitens (vagrant locust), 738 nucleotides long. RefSeq lists its product as uncharacterized. The coding region runs from base 1 to 738 and encodes 245 amino acids. The transcript has 3 exons. NCBI's taxonomy places the organism in Eukaryota, Metazoa, Arthropoda, Insecta, Orthoptera, Acrididae. The record is from RefSeq and is a predicted model, not a curated record.
AUGGAUUAUCUUUCUGUGAGGAAAAACUGGGACUUGAGUACGGACAUAAUUGAAAAUGGUGGCGUUUCUAACAUUAGUUUGAGAGGAGAUGAGUAUGACAGUGUACCACUUACUGAAAGGCAAGCUCCACAAAUAGUAAAACGUGUUGGAGCAGAUAAUGUGGGCGUGAAUGAUGUGUGUAGUGACACCAUAUCCGAAGAUGAAGAUGUUGGAGAGGUGGUGGAUGCUGAAAUGAAGUUUUUAUGCAAUGAAAACAACCCAGAAUUGAAUAACCAGUGUGACAACAUGAUGGUUGUGGUGGUGAUGGCGAUGACACUGCUGGGCAUGGUGGCGGCGCAGCAGGGCUCUUCGGCUCCCCCGCAGCAGCAGCAGCAGCAGCAGCAGCAGCAAAGGCAGCUGCCGAGUCCUGGGGGCUUCUCGCAGGCGCCGCCGGCUGCCUUCCAGCCGCGCUUCCCCGCCGCCCAGCAGGGCUUCGGCGUGGGCUCGCCGUUCGGCCAGGGCGCCGGCUUCGGUGGCGGCUCGCCGUUCGGCUCUCCAUUCGGCGGAGCGCCAGGCUUCGGCGGCUUUGGAGGUGGACCUGCGGCCGGCGGAGCCCUCGGGCUCGGACAGGGACAGGGACAGGGCUUUCCUGGGGGAUUCGCCGGCUUCAGGCCGGGGGCGGCAGCGGGACCGGGAGGCGCCUUCGGACAAGGUUUCCCUCAAGGAUUCGCUGGUUUCAAUCAAUUCAGGAACUUCUGA